AUGGCACCUGCAGUGGUGCGCUGGGCGCAGGAACGGGCCAUUCAGCUCAAGGUCAUCCUCUACAAGAAUUUCAAAGUUUCGCUGCGAGGUUGGCCGACGACGAGCAUCGAGCUACUGGCGCCGGUGGCGUUCAUCCUGCUCCUGCUCCUCAUCCAGGCCAUCCCCAACACCAACAAGGACGAGAACCCGCAGCCGGACUCGGUUGGCCUUCUGCCCAAGUGCCACGGCCGCACGAAGGCCGACAGCAAGUGCUAUUCGCUCUUCUAUCUGCCCAAUGACAACCCGGAGAUCAAUGCCGUCAUGACCACCCUCGCCGACCGAAACAAACUCAACAUCUCCACAGCCACCGAGCUCUCGCCUAAAACCUACGGCUAUGUGGUGGGCUGGCCAGGCGGGCAGGCCAAGGAAAAUCCCAACAUGACUCAGGGCGUGCUGGACUUUACGUCGGUGGCGGGCGAGAUCAAGUACACGCUCAUGUACAACAAAUCGUGUCCCUCCAUCGUGGAGAAGUGCAAAGACUACAGGCCGACCAUACUGCGUGCCAUUUCGGAGGCGCUGGCGAUCCACUACGGCAACGCCAGCGAAGCCGCGUUCGAGCUCUACGAGUCGGUCUACCCUGAGAUCGCCCCGCCGUCGGAUGCCGUGAAGACGUACGGCAUUCUGUUCUUCUACUGCGGCGGCAUGUUCUUCUUCAUCAUCCUCCUCUACCAAAUCGUGUAUGAGAAGGAGCACAAGUUGCGCCAGGGCAUGCGCAUGAUGGGUCUUCGCGGUUCGAUCUACUGGGCGGCCUGGUUCAUCCACUCGCAGAUCAUCAACAUCCUGUCGACGCUCCUGCUCAUCGCCGCCGGCAUGGCGUGCGACUUUGCGUUCUUCCGCUACACCAACUUCUUCGUCCUCUUCCUCGUCUUCUGGGUGUUCGCGUGGACCAUGUCCCACCUGGCCUUCCUCAUCGCCACCCUCAUCCCCACCACCAAGCUGGCCGUCUACAUGUCGAUGUUCGUGUUCAUCAUCGGCGCCCUGCUCAUGCUCAUCUUCUCGCUGUUUGGCGCGUUCAUGUUCCCGCUGCUGUACGAGGGCGGUCCCAUUGCCACGCCGGCUCUCUGGGUGCUCUCGUUCGUGCCGAUGUACAACUUCGCCAAGGCCGUGUUCGACAUCAACAACAAGUCCUUCUCCCUCGGCUCCGUCACCGGCGAGGGUUUCACGUGGAACGAUUUGUUCGAAAAGAGCAACCUGCGCGAUGCGGCCGACGUCCCGCCGACCAUUGAGACCAUCUACUUCCAGCUGAUCCUCAUCGGCAUCUUCACCGUCCUGGGCUGGUACUUUGACAACACCGUACCAGGCGCGUCUGGUGGCAGCUCCGAGCCGCUGUGGUUCUUCUUCACCCCCGGCUACUGGGGCUUCUCGCAAAAGAAGGCCAAGGCGCGCACAACCCGCCUCACGACCACCUUACCUUUGCGGGUCGAUCUGGACGUGAGGGACGCGCCCCGGGAGGGUGUCGCUGCGCACCGUCUCAUGAAGAUCUACCAGAAGUGGCCCUUCGUCAAGUCUCGCAAGGACGUCCUUGCGCUGAGGGACUUCUCGGCCACCAUUCCCGAGGGGGAGAUCUUCUGCGUGCUGGGCCACAACGGCGCUGGCAAGACCACCACGGUCUCGAUGAUGACCGGUCUCUUCGAGCCCACCUUCGGCGAUGCCACCAUCUACGGCCACUCCAUCGUCUCCGAGAUGGACGACAUUCGCCGCAUCAUGGGCGUGUGCCCGCAGCACGAUAUUUUGUGGAACGAACUCACGGCCGAGGAGCACCUGGAGAUCUUCGCCGAUCUCAAGGGCGUGCCGCGCCAACUGCGCACCGCCGUCAUCAAGGACAAGCUCGAGUCUGUGGGCCUCUACGGCGUUCGUGACAAGAAGGCCGGCUCGUUCUCGGGCGGCAUGAAGCGUCGUCUGUCGGUGGCGAUCAGCUGCAUCGGCGAACCCAAGAUCAUCUUCAUGGACGAACUUGAACUUGCUGACGUCAUCAUCGUCGUCAUCGUCGUCGUCAUCAUUCGCUCGGCAGAGCCCACCACCGGCAUGGAUCCCGUGUCGCGUCGGCACGUCUGGAAUCUCAUUCAGGAGCUCAAGCAGAACCGAGUCAUCAUCCUCACCACCCAUUCCAUGGAGGAGGCCGACGUGUUGGGCGAUCGUAUCGCGAUCAUGUCGCACGGUGAGAUCAAGUGCCUCGGCACUCCGCUCCACCUGAAGAACAAGUACGGCGACGGCUACCGCAUCAACGUCACCGCUCGCCCCGACGCCAUCGAAGAAGCCAAGGCCCACAUCAACGAACUGUUGCCUGGCGCGAACUUGGUGGCCGAGACGAACCAGUACUUGAUCUUCGGCCUGCCGCACUCGCACCUCUCGCAGAUCGUGCCCUUCUUCAAGAUCAUCGAACACGAGCGAAGCCAGCACGGCAAACGCGCCCUCGUCUCUGACUGCUCCAUCUCGCACACCACGCUGGAGGAGGUCUUCCUGAAGAUCACGCGCCAGGCCAACGCGGAGGAAUCGCGUUUGGUGAAGGACCCGUGGAGCAAGGCCGACCAGCUCAAGGCCGCCACCUCCAGGCAGCACUGA
Messenger RNA from Acanthamoeba castellanii str. Neff, 2601 nucleotides. Its product is annotated as ABC transporter, ATPbinding domain containing protein. The record is from RefSeq and is a predicted model, not a curated record. Gene Ontology annotation, cellular component: membrane; intracellular membrane-bounded organelle. Gene Ontology annotation, biological process: transmembrane transport; lipid transport. Gene Ontology annotation, molecular function: lipid carrier activity; ATP binding; ATP hydrolysis activity. The coding region runs from base 1 to 2601 and encodes 866 amino acids. The transcript has 21 exons. Lineage: Eukaryota; Discosea; Longamoebia; Acanthamoebidae.